Molecule: messenger RNA, 1498 nt
Organism: Spathaspora passalidarum NRRL Y-27907
Lineage: Eukaryota; Fungi; Ascomycota; Pichiomycetes; Serinales; Debaryomycetaceae
Exons: 1
Coding region: 906-1445 (179 amino acids)
Biological process (GO): regulation of DNA-templated transcription
Cellular component (GO): cytosol; nucleus
Source: RefSeq, a predicted model, not a curated record
AGAAAUUUAAACUACUUUAUUUGAUAGACGAUGCUCCCGACAAUUUGGCCCCAAUAAUAGACUUCUUACAAGAUAAGGAUCCUAAUUGGAACAAGUACACAAUUAUACAGUCGAACAACUUACUUAGAACCGAUAUAGAGUAUGUGGUGGACUUCAAUCACUUGGUCACCCUUGAUAUCACCACUUUAACAAACCACCUUUAUAUCCUCCUCACUUUAGACGUCAUAAACUCGGACAUAGCCUGGAAACAAUUUCAUCAAGUUAAGCAUGUCCUUCAAACAAACGAUACUCCGUUCUCCCUUGCAUUGGAAGUUAAUGAUACUAAAUUAGAUGUAGAAAAAUUGCAUUUUUGGUUAACUGAAACAAUAUCAUUUGUAUCGUUCCCAGCUACAUUUACUGCCCUGCCGGAUUCCAUUUUCAAACUUUUCCAGGAGAAAAGUAUCCCUGUACCUUUGUUAAUCCUAGAAAACGAACGAUCAUAUGAAAACUUCUUGUACUUGAAGAACACGUGCAAACCGCUUUCACAAUAUUAUUUACAACCUUUACAACCAUUGGUGGAGGAUUUGCUGUUGGGAAUAUAUAAACAAUUUGAAUUGGAUAAAGUGAAAUAUGAUCAGUAUCAACAGGCUUUCGAACUAGCUAUAUCCGAUUUAUCCGCGCUCAACCUUGACAAGAUUAAAAUCUUAAUAAUUGGACCUGGCAAUGGGAAGUUAUUGAUUAAAUUAUGGGAACUUGUCAAAAAGUCGAUUGAUAAAUUCCAUAUAGUGGCCAUUGAGAAGAAUCCAAUUUGUUUACCCACAUUACGAGAGAAGAAUGUUAAACUUUGGGAUUGCAAAAUUGAAAUAAUUGAUCAUGACAUACGUGACAUUAAAUGUGCAGAUUAUAACUUGAUCAUUUCGGAAUUAAUGGGAUCGUUUGGUGAUAAUGAAUUGUGUCCAGAAAUCCUAGCGCAAUUUGACAAACCGAGACCAGACUUGAUAAUGAUACCCAGUAGCUACACAUCAUACAUUCAACCGGUAUAUACCCCGUUCAAAAUUAAAACAAUCUCCUUGAUCAAGCUUAGUAACUACUAUGCUUUGGGUGAAGAACAACAAUUAUGGGAAUGGGAGCAUCCCGGAGACUUCCAACCAAAUAGAAUCGCCAAAUUAUCAUUUCCUAACAAGAAAGGAUAUAAAGUAUCUGGUUUUCUAGGAUGGUUUACCUGCACAUUAUAUGGACAUAUAAACAUUCAAAUUCAUUCUCCCCUGUUAUCGACAUAUUGUAAGUCUUGGUAUCCAAUAUAUUUUCCUGUUCAUAGAACAAAAGUGAAGCCUGAUCAUAAUAUUCAUUUAGAAUUUAAACGGAUCAACAAUGGUGAAAAUGUUUGGUAUGAAUACACUUUUCAUGGUAAGGUUUAUAACGAAAAUGGGGUAGAUUAUUGUAUGAAAUUAUUAGAUAAUCAAUAAACAUUUUUAUCGCAUAGGUGAUUUAUCUCUGUUGUAAUUGGUUGGUCUGUGUG